AGAUAUCGCACGUGCCGCCACUUGUUGCACUGAUUGCUUGAAACGGAAGUGCCGUCGCCUCUUUUAUCGAUCCAAGAGAAAGCUUGAAUGAAAAAUAAAUAGAAAAUGCUCGUCGGUGCAGGAGAAAAUCGCGCUGCUACACUGUCCAAGCUAUGUUACCUUGAAUUCAGCCCGGUUGCACGGUACCUUAUUUCAUUUGACUCUACUUCGUUGUGCAGUGUAGUGCAGAGGAGUGCGCGAGCUGGAGUAGAGGCGGUCCAAUCUCUGGCGCUCAGUGAGCGGCGCUGUGUGAACUUGAUGGUUGUGCGCGAGCCCUGGCGAAGAAGAAGUCUGAAGCAGUUUUUAGCGUAAAAAGAAACUGUGCGCCUGAACCUUGUUUGUGGUCAGUGAUAGUCGUCAACGCCUGACUUCAAACUGCCGAGAAAAAGAAAUGUCGGGCAAGAAAAAAAUAAGCCCCACAAAGGACUUCAUCGCUGGUGGGUUUGGCGGAUUUUGCACCGUGGUUUCGGGACACCCCCUCGACACCAUCAAGGUACGACUACAGACCAUGCCCAGGCCAGCCCCAGGGGAAUUGCCUCUUUAUGCCGGAACGUUUGACUGUGCCAGGAAAACUGUGGUUAGAGAGGGCUUCAAGGGCCUCUACAAGGGCAUGGCUGCACCCCUGACGGGGGUGACCCCCAUGUUUGCCGUUUGCUUCCUCGGCUUUGGAGUUGGAAAGAAGCUUCAGCAGAAACACCCCGAGGAUGACCUGACGCUACCGCAGUUGUUUGCCGCUGGCAUGUUGUCCGGAGUCUUCACAACUGCCAUUAUGGCUCCUGGUGAGAGGAUCAAGUGCCUUCUACAGGUCCAGCAGGCCAGUGCAGACAGCAGCAAAGCCCGGUUCGCUGGACCUGUGGACUGUGCCAAGCAGCUAUACAGGGAAGGCGGCAUCCGCAGCAUUUACAAGGGCACGGCCGCCACCCUGCUUCGUGAUGUUCCAGCCAGCGGCAUGUACUUCAUGAGCUACGAAUGGCUUCAGCGGGCCCUCUUGCCUGAAGGCGGCAGUCGUUCAGAUCUCAGUGUAGGCAAGACCCUGUUUGCCGGGGGCAUGGCUGGCAUCUUCAACUGGAUGGUGGCCAUUCCCCCCGACGUCCUCAAGUCAAGGCUACAGACAGCUCCGGAAGGCAUGUACCCCAACGGAAUACGGGACGUGUUCCGAGAGGUGAUGCGGACCGACGGCAUUCGUGGGAUGUACAAGGGCACCGCUCCGGUCAUGAUUCGUGCUUUCCCGGCCAAUGCCGCCUGUUUCAUGGGGUACGAGGUGGCCAUGAAGUUCCUGAACUGGCUGGCUCCAGGUUUAUGAGCCAAGGAGCAGUCUAGAAGAAGAGUUCCUGGGCACCGUCCGACGCCCGGCUUCCAGCUGGAGACUGCAUAUCAGCGAGGCAGAAAGUGUGCUUGCCGUUGCACGCUCGUCACUUAACAGUCGGUCACAGUGACGAGAGCGCAAGCAUCAAACCAUCCAGCUCGUUUUGUUGUCCGUCGGGUAGGCUCUGUGAUAAGUUUAACGAAAGGCAGACUACACACAGUUUGAAUGUCCGAAGUUCUAUUAGCGGCAUUUUUUUUGUGUUUGGGGCGAGGCUCGCCAGUGUAAGAUUCACCUUGUUGCGAGCAUACUCGUAGAUACCGGUUUCGGUGAGCACUCGAGCAUAUCUGCUCCCAUAUGCACCGUAGGACUGUUUUGAGUUAUAAGUGAGCCAGUCAAAAGUUUGACCACAUUGGCAUAGUCCAGAUUUGAUAUAAUAAAUAGUUUAUUGGGGUACAUUUAUUGGGGGUCUGUGGACUUCCUUGGUGUGCAAUAAAGCCUUAUUUUUAAGUAUUCAAA
Ixodes scapularis (black-legged tick) is the source of this 1861-nucleotide messenger RNA. Its product is annotated as mitochondrial carnitine/acylcarnitine carrier protein. The record is from RefSeq and is a predicted model, not a curated record. Gene Ontology annotation, molecular function: O-acyl-L-carnitine transmembrane transporter activity. Gene Ontology annotation, biological process: mitochondrial transport; carnitine transmembrane transport. The coding region runs from base 431 to 1342 and encodes 303 amino acids. Gene Ontology annotation, cellular component: mitochondrial envelope. The transcript has 9 exons. NCBI's taxonomy places the organism in Eukaryota, Metazoa, Arthropoda, Arachnida, Ixodida, Ixodidae.